CUUCAUUCUAUUUCUCUUCAACAUUUGAAGUGGUUCAACCAACCUGGACACGAUUCAGACAACCUGAAACCACUAUGUGCACACUAGAUGAGGUUUGACACUGUCAGAGACGACAGAAGAAGAACAACCAUCAGAUACGGAUACAGACACAGACACAAAGACGACUAUCAGAUACAAAGAAAUGCUGAGAAACAACACAGGUGAAAAACACCCAUGAUUCAGGGAGUUAAGAGGUACAAAAAAAGAGAGAAACAGAGAUGAUCAUUUGUAACCUUGCCGUUUCUCUCCUACUGCUAUCACUUGGCAUCAGCGGUACAGAAAAUGGGUCUGUUAUGAAUUGUAUUUCAGUGAUCAGAGUGCCACGAAACACAGUGUUUAGAGCUCCGGUUAUGACCGAGUUGAAGAUAAACUGUACUAUAACACAUCUAGAAGGAUGUCACGGGAACCCAAGGGUCUCAUGGUGCAAAAUCAAUGGAAGUGAAUGUAAAGCUUUUAAUUACUCACAUCACAUAAAAACUGAUUUGAAGAGCAUCAAAGAACAUGAAUGGAUGUAUUUCCUGAUUUUCCUGAACAUCUCAAUGGAGGACAAAGGUUCCUACAGAUGUAAAGGUGGUGACACAUCUGUAGCUCAUGCUAUUAAUGUCACUGUGACAGAUAAAAAUGAGAAUGAGGGCAAUCAAAGCAACACACGUGAUCCGAAUUCAGGUGAAAAGGAUGAUCUUAAGUGGCUCUGGCCGUAUGUGUACAUCUGCAGUGGAAUAGCAGGGCUGGUGGUUAUAGUUACGACUGUAACAUUGCUUAUCAUCAGAUCCAAAGGGACAAAAUCAACAAGAAAAGAUACGACAACUAAAAAUCAGAGCAGAGCUCAUCACAACACCCCUUCCACCUCUGAUCAGCUGACCUCUGCUUCAUAUCAUGGCUGUGAAACUCCACCUGUCAGAGAAGCAUCAUCAGCUGGAAGAGUUUCAGAUGGUAGCCACAACACAGCUGUUACAGAAAGAGGAGAAGAGAAUGCUCUGGUGUAUGCUUCUUUGAAUCACCAGGCUAUGUCAAGAGUGCCGAGAAGAACAGCACGACAAGAACCAGAACAUUCAGAAUAUGCGGCAAUCCGGUUCCGGUAAAUCAACGAAUCAUUUACCUAAAAAAAGUUUAAAAAAGAAUACUGAGAAAUGACCGAUGAGAAAAUGGUGACUCAUUUGUCAUUCUGUAUUAAGAAAUCAAUUUAAAACACUGUCAGUGAGGAGCUGAAGUCCCAGCUUUUGGACACCUCUGUGUCGCAAAGUGCAAAUGUUUGCUAGAAUCUCAAGAGUCCAGCAAGAAUUACUAGUGUUCUUAAAUUUACAAAAACAAUUGAAUAGCUCUCUUUUCUGUCCUACUGAAAUAAAUAGAUGUGGAGAGUGAUUCACAUUCUAGCAAGUAAUAAACUACAAAAAUAAAUGACAGCAGCUUCUACAAUGGUUAUUCCUAUUUACAACGUGCUAUUUUGUUAUACAAAAGAAGCAGUUUUGAAAAUUGUCUUUGGCAACAUUUUUGAGGCUGAACUUUUAUUUAUUAUUUCCCUGUGGGUUUGUGGUUCAUAUUAUUAACAGCUACUGAAUGACUUAACAUAUUAAUUUGAAUGAGCAGCUGUUAAUAUGUCUGCUCAUUGCAUUGCAAAAAAAAAACCCGACCAACUAAUAAGAUUUGCUCUUUUGGUCACAUCAUCUCACAUGUCCAGUGUCGCUACUGUUGUGCGAAAUGAGUUGGUGUUGUUUGAUAAACACCAUAGUGAAUACAGAAUCUGAAAAUAAUUAAAUAAAAGAAUAUUAA
Messenger RNA from Carassius auratus (goldfish), 1809 nucleotides. Its product is annotated as B- and T-lymphocyte attenuator. Gene Ontology annotation, cellular component: plasma membrane. The record is from RefSeq and is a predicted model, not a curated record. The coding region runs from base 258 to 1121 and encodes 287 amino acids. The transcript is spliced from 7 exons. Lineage: Eukaryota; Metazoa; Chordata; Actinopteri; Cypriniformes; Cyprinidae. Gene Ontology annotation, biological process: immune response-regulating cell surface receptor signaling pathway. Gene Ontology annotation, molecular function: signaling receptor activity.